Molecule: messenger RNA, 1432 nt
Organism: Lipotes vexillifer (Yangtze River dolphin)
Lineage: Eukaryota; Metazoa; Chordata; Mammalia; Artiodactyla; Lipotidae
Gene: WIPI1
Product: WD repeat domain, phosphoinositide interacting 1
Exons: 13
Coding region: 89-1432 (447 amino acids)
Molecular function (GO): protein binding
Source: RefSeq, a predicted model, not a curated record
GGCAACCCGGCCCGCGGGGUCGGCACCAGCGGGCUGCUGAGGUGGCUGUCGCCCGCUCGGAGCGGCGGCUUCCCGGGUCGAGCCCCCGAUGGAGGCCGGGGCCGCGGAUGGCCCCUCGGGCGGGGUGGAGGAGGCGCUCAGCUGCUUCUCUUUCAACCAGGACUGCACAUCCCUCGCGAUUGGAACCAAAUCUGGUUAUAAGCUGUUUUCUUUGAGCUCCGUGGAGCAGCUGGACCCCGUCCACGGAAGCAAUGACAUCCCCGACGUCUGCAUCGUGGAGCGCCUCUUCUCCAGCAGCCUGGUGGUGGUGGUGAGCCACACGAAGCCUCGUCAGAUGAACGUCUACCACUUCAAGAAGGGCACGGAGAUCUGCAGCUACAGCUACUCCAGUAACGUCUUGUCCAUCAGGCUGAACCGGCAGAGGCUGCUCGUUUGCCUGGAGGAGUCCAUUUACAUUCACAACAUUAAAGACAUGAAGCUUUUGAAGACCAUCCUGGAUAUUCCUCCAAACCCGACAGGUCUGUGUGCCCUGUCCAUCAACCAUUCCAAUUCCUACGUGGCCUAUCCUGGGAGCCGGACGACAGGCGAGAUCGUGCUCUACGACGGACACGCCCUGAAGACAGUCUGCACCAUUGCUGCCCACGAGGGGGCGCUGGCCGCCAUUGCCUUCAACGCCUCGGGCUCCAGACUGGCCAGCGCCUCCGAGAAAGGCACUGUCAUCCGGGUGUUCUCGGUUCCCGAUGGGCAAAAGCUCUAUGAGUUUCGGAGAGGCGUGAAAAGGUAUGUGACGAUCAGCUCUCUGGCUUUCAGCAUGGACUCGCAACUCCUCUGUGCUUCGAGCAACACGGAGACGGUGCACAUCUUCAAGCUGGAGCACCUCGCCAACAGCCAGCCAGAGGAGCCCUCGACCUGGACCAGCUACGUGGGAAAGAUGCUCAUGGCUGCGACCAGCUACCUCCCCACCCAGGUGUCUGACAUGAUGAACCAGGACAGGGCCUUUGCCACUGGGCGCCUGGGCUUCUCUGGGCACAGGAACAUCUGCACCCUCUCUACGAUCCAGAAGCUGCCGAGGCUCCUGGUGGCAUCAUCCAGUGGACACCUUUACAUCUACAACUUGGACGCUCAGGACGGAGGAGACUGCGUCUUGAUCAAGACCCACAGCUUGCUUGGCUCAGGAACUGCCGAUGAGAAUAAAGAAAAUGACCUCAGAGCUUCAUUACCUCAGUCUUAUGCAGCAACUGUAGCCAGACCGAGCCCAUCUGCAGCCUCCACGGUGCCAGGUUAUUCUGAGGAUGGCGGGGCGCUCCGAGGAGAGGUCAUCCCCGAACACGAGUUUGCAACGGGACCAGUGUGUCUUGAUGAUGAGAAUGAGUUCCCCCCUAUAAUCUUGUGCCGUGGCGAUCAGAAGGGCAAAACGAAGCAGUCAUGGUGA